AUGUCAGCUCUGCAGACCUUCAUGUUGGUCGUAGACCAUGACAAGGAAGAAGCAAAGCGAAUUGCUGAGGGAACCGCGCAAGAUAUCGAGAACAAGAAGACAAAACUGAUUGACACUGUCCAGUCGCUUGGCGAAUAUAUAAACGACGAAGACCCGAUUUUGCGCGGAAAAGCGAUCUCCUACCUUACUGCAGUCAUCCAAGCCCUCUCGCCGAAGUAUCUCUCGAGACAACAGAUCCAGGUCUUGACUACAUUCUUCUGUGAUCGCAUUGAAGAUGGAGGUGCUGUUUCUGGACUGGAGGCUCUGCAGGGUCUGGACCGGUUCAAUCGGUUAUUGGCCAGUCAGGUAGCACAAGCUCUCUUUUCAAACUUCCAGGAUCUCCAGUCUCGUUCGCAAUCGCAACGAUUCCAGGUCUAUCAAUUGCUCAAUGAAUUGAUGUCAACACACCGGGAAGCAAUGCGCAAAAUGGGCGAAAUCUCACUUAUCGGAGUUGUUGAUAUCAUGACAGGAGAGAAAGACCCACGGAACUUGAUGAUCGUAUUCUCUAUCUUAAAGGUUGUCAUGGUGGAAUGGGAUAUUUCCAACCACGUUGAGACCUUGUUCGACUCAGUAUAUAACUACUUCCCGAUCACAUUCCGACCCCCGCCCAACGAUCCAUAUGGAAUCACAGCACAAGACCUCAAGGGCCGUCUUCAAGACUGCAUCUCUUCCACUAGACAUUUUGCCCCUCACGCCAUUCCCGCAUUAUUGGACAAGCUUGAUUCCACCUCUCCAAACAAAGAUGCACUUAACACUUUGAUUGCAUGCAUUCAUUCUUAUGACCCUGACACAGUUUCAAAGUACUCCAUCACCAUUUGGGAGACUCUGAAGUUCGAGAUUCUCAACGCUCAAGAAGAAUUCUUAUCCGAGACUUCCCUUGAGGCUUUGAAAGCUAUCACGCAACGGCUUUCCGAAGGAGUCACAGAGGUAUCUCAGGAACUUCCCCUUGCGCAGUAUCUCAAGACAAUCACCAAGGAAUGCAAUGAGCAACUCCAGGAACCUCAAAAUAAGCAGGCCAAGCCAUUCCAGCAGAUCCUUAGCUGCGUUUCCUCAGCUUCUGCCGUGUCCUUCAUUCUUAUUGUUCAAACUGUCAUUGCACCUAUUUUCACAAUCUACCAAGAAGCAGAUGGAAUUGUUAAACAAAGGGCGCUUCUCGAAACGCUCAACGUCUUGUUCGACGCUGCAACGGAUGUGUUUGGACAAUGGACUACCCGUGGCGGGGAAAUUGCCGUCGAAAAUCCCCUGCUCGAAUUCAAGGACCAAUUCUCGGAGAUCUUCGGCCAGGCACUGAUGGGCGCAGCCAAGGAAGAGGUUUCUUUCCGGGUAACUGCUCUGAAGGGCUUCUUGCGUCUGUCGACAUUGCGCGAUUUCUUCCAGGAGAAUGAGAUCGGGCUUUUCGUCCAAUACUUGGACGAAAUUCUUUUGAAAGAGGAAUCUGUUGGCCGCGAUGAUUUGAAGAAGGAAGCAAUCGCUGCUCUUGCAGAGAUUUCUAAGCACAAGCCCCGGUUGAUUAUGGACAUCACAUUCCCUGCAUUUGUGGCGACUCUGCCAGAAGAAGAUGCAGGCUCAGAUACUUUGUAUUUGCCAACACUCGAAACACUUGCCCAGAUCAGCGUUGAACGAGACAUCUUCGAGACCUUGUUCCGUCGCCUUUUCAGCAAGCUUUCUGUCUUGCUACAGAAGGAGCAACCUGGAUCAGUGGCCUACCCUCGGGCCAUCCUGAUGACCCUACUCUAUGUGAUGCAACAGAGAAACAUGCAACAAGACCAGAGUGUUGAUCUUUACUUUGAUAAAAUUGUGGUUGGACUUUGCCGCGACGUGGCUAUCUCGUCAGUCGGCAAGGCUAAGAAUCGAAUCUUGAACGACCCUACUGUCCUUGAUACCUUGGGACGACUUUGCAACCUCCUUGUGCGGUCUGUUUCUAUCGAGAAGCAGGAACAAGUGGCCGAGAAUGUGUAUACUCUUUUCACCACCCCUGAAGACUUUUUGCCUGUGCCGUUUGCUCAAACUACUAGCGCAGACCAAGAGCGUACUUUGAUUGUCUCGACUUAUCUUCUCGCGGGAUUAUCAAAGGACUGCAGCAGCCGGAUCCCGCAAGCCAGCGACAUGUCAGCUUUGCUUUCCGAUCUUGUAAGCCGUUCCGUCUCAUCAACAGAGCCAGCUACCCAUCAGGCCUAUCUACGUCACGUGGCAUUGCUCGUGAACAAGUUCUUGUCCAAGCAAGACCUGCCAAUCGCCGAGAAACUCUUCGACUCUCUUGUACAGAGUUCAGGCGAAAAGCUCAGCCCUGCAACUAUUCGCACCGUUUUCUGGCUAUCAAAAGCCCUAGUCCUCCGCCUUGCACCCACAACAACUCACGUUCUGACCUCUCUGCUUGCUCUUAUCUCUUCCCCAGACCAGCAGACCAGCACGACCGCAGCACAGGGCUUUGCCAUUCUUCUAGGCGAAGACGACAUUAUUUCCCCGACCAAUGGCGCCACAAUUCGUCUGCUCUGCAGACAGCGCCUCUUCACAACCGUCAUUCCCCUGAUCUCAUCUCGCAUUCGUGAAGUUAACAUCGCUGGCACGGAUGAUUCUGCUGCUGCCACAAAGGCACCAAACCACAUCAAGCCAGCCCACCUCACUGCCCUUGCUGGCAUCCUCUCCACAAUCCCCACGGCCUUGGUCAUGCCAGAACUCCCCACAUUGCUCCCCCUGCUCCUGCAGUCUCUCGACCUCCAGACCGCCGACUCCAUCGCAGUCCGUACAGCAACACUUGAUACCCUUGCUGUCAUUAUUCGUGACAACGGUGUUGUAGUUAUUGAUCAGUGCGGCCAUGUCUCAAGCCUUGUGACGAGACUACUCAAAACAACCGUUAAGAACGUCGGCCCUGGCACUGUGAACAGUCCCCGCCUCCGUGCGGAUGCAUUGAGAUGUCUUAACCUUCUUGCUACGCACCAAACCUCCGCUGGUGCUGAUGCUUCCACCCGUGCCCCGCCGUCUAUCUCACCGCUCUUGCCUGUCAAGAACCAAGUGCUCAGAUCCCUGCGUGCAGCUCUGGAUGACCCCAAGCGUGAUGUGCGCAAAGCAGCAGUCGACGCUAGAGGUGCCUGGCUACGUGGUGUCGAUGAUGCACCCGAGGAGGACGAUUGA
Penicillium nucicola is the source of this 3171-nucleotide messenger RNA. Its product is annotated as MET18/MMS19 family protein. The transcript has 6 exons. Gene Ontology annotation, biological process: iron-sulfur cluster assembly. Gene Ontology annotation, cellular component: cytosolic [4Fe-4S] assembly targeting complex. Bases 1 to 3171 code for a protein of 1056 amino acids. Lineage: Eukaryota; Fungi; Ascomycota; Eurotiomycetes; Eurotiales; Aspergillaceae. The record is from RefSeq and is a predicted model, not a curated record.